AUGUCUGAGACUGUGAUCUCCGCCUUCUCCUUGGGAUACCGGCAUGUGGACACUGCGUCAGUCUACCAGAAUCAGAAAGGAGUCGGGGCAGCCUUGGCUGAGAUGAAGAUGGAGCGGGACGAGUUCUUUGUGACAUCCAAGAUUCCAGGCACCAGUCACCCCCUUGAUGUGCGGCGCUGCGAACUGUCUUGUUCUAAUUCUGCGAUCGCACAUGCGGACCUUAAGCUCUCCUUGCAGCCAUUCUGGCGCAAGUUUGACGCAAACGAGCCUCCUUGUGUUCGCAAGAUGUCGUUAUGCCUUUGCCUGGCCCUGCUGUUCUGCCUUCCUUGGCAGAACCUCGGCGACCUCUGCGAGGAGAGAGCCGACGUGAUGCUCCUCCAGUCUCAGCUCCGAGUGGAAAGCUCGGGUGGCCUCAGGUUUGUGGGGCGCAGCUUCUUCUCCACGGAUCCGAUGAGCUCGGCUGGGUAUUGGCUGAGAUAUAGCACUUCCCACUCUCUGAAUGUGUAUGACCUGCCGGUCAUGGGCCUGGUAGAGGCCGAGGCAGCGGCAGGCGUUCAGAUCACCUCUCCGGAAGGUAACGUGGAGCAGCUUUACUUUCUGAAGGCACCGAGUUGGAAGAGCGAGCAGAACUUGACCAUGGAUGAUUUCGUGCGAGCAGCGGAGAUGUCCUGGGCCACGGUGAUGGAUAAGAAGCAGCUCUAUACCCCCUGGACAGACUAUCAUGACGGGCACUUGGUGGACACGAUGAGGAUCGAUAACUUUCAAGCAGACAGGCAUCGUUUCCAGAACUAUGUCCCGCAACAAACAAACAACUCUAAGACGAUGAGAGUUAUCCGUGAUUACAUCCCGAACACGACCUGGACCAUGGAAUGGUUGGCAGGCGUCGACUCGUUGAUGACGCUGCCUCUGGAGUACAUGGAUACAGAGGCUACGGCAGAUCCAGAUGCUUGCCGGAAAGACGAUAGCCGAAUGAAGAGAGACAUGUGGUGGAAGAGUACUUUUGCUGUGACCAACGCCUCUACUGCUCGAGACUUUGCCAUCAGAAUCCUGGGAGCUACCCCUGCAAGUGAGCCGUUUCCGUGGCCACCAAACCGACACUGCAUUGCAGCUCAGUGGGUCACCUUGCCUUACAGUGGGUUUCUUGACUGGAAAGCCUUGCAGCUCCACUUCGUGGAAGAUCCUGUCUACCGCAGUACGUUGCAUGGUAUUCCAGCUUUCCAGCGGUAUCAGCAAGACUUCGCGCGAAGCCACAGAGACUGCAUCAACAGCUUCAUGCUUAACAACCUGGUCUUACAGGCCGAGUCCUUGGAUCCCUUCAUCAAACGCCUGUCGCAGGCCUCUGCAAGCUACUUCGUCUCUCAGGUCCGCGUUGCCAAUUCAAAACAUGACGCCAUGUACGCCUUGAUCUUCUCCUUUCCCGGCAAUGAAGGGGUGACCAUCCAGAUCCGCAGUGCACAUGUGAGUGCUGUUUUGGGUCGUGCCAUGGGGGAUGCAUGCCUCCAGAGCAUCAACCGCUUGACAAUGUAUGGAGGCCUCAAUGCCUCUGCCACAGCUGCAGCAGCCGAUGCCUGCCUUGAGGAGCUGGGCCUGAAGUUCGUAGAUCUCAUGCUGAUCCACUUCCCGGCCGACUUCGGGAAGAAUGGCUCGGCUAAGGCUUUACUUGCAUUUGGGCAGCGUCUAGCCUUUUCUUUCAGAGCGAUCGCCUUGGAGUUGGAUCGUUCAAUGGCAGCUCCCCGUCAUGGGGCGCUGGAUGUUGCGAUUGAGGCUGCUGAAGAUGAGAGGGAAAUAAAGUCGUUUUGGAGUCGUUGCUUAGCUUGGCGAACGGCGGCGCGCCGCGACUUCUUGACUUUGUAUACUCGCCGCAUCCCGCAGCAGAGCGAGCACAAGAUUCUUGAAGAGAACACUGCGUUGAUCUACCCAAUAAUGCUGUCCAUUGAGCCGAACCAGCUUCGCAGACUGUACUUGCUCUCGCCCCAACGAAGUGAAGAUGAUGCCGCAUUUCGUCUUUUGCUUAAAGCCCAGACAGAGGAGCGUCAGACCGAGUGGACGGCUUUGGAGAACUGGGCCAAGUCCGGCAAGGCACGGGCAAUCGGUGUUUCCCACUACUGCCGUCGGCAGCUAGAUGAUGUCCUGAAGGUGGCCACCGUCCCGGUCGCCGUGAACCAGGUGCAAUACCAUGUGGGCAUGGGAACUGCCCCGACUGCCUCCACCGAUGUGCUGUACCAGUCCUUUUCGCCGCUUUGUGGCCCAUGCGAUCCGCCAGACAACACGGAGCAAACCCUGCAAUCACCUUGCGAGGAGCUGCUAAACGGCACGCUGGUCACCGGGAUCGGUGCUCGCUACAACAAGACCGGCAUGGGCCAGCUUUUCAGCUCGAAGCGCGGCACGUCAUCACAGCCGACCAAAGGAUACCGUAUAGACCUCAAGCUUCAGACGAUCAAUGGGGACGUGCAUCCAGUCUCCAUUGAAUCCAGCAACAGCCUGUUAGACCUCUACGAGGCUGUUGCAAGAGCCGUAGACGUCAACCCCUGGAC
Symbiodinium necroappetens is the source of this 2534-nucleotide messenger RNA. The record is from the annotation of a GenBank genome assembly. Lineage: Eukaryota; Dinophyceae; Suessiales; Symbiodiniaceae.